Molecule: messenger RNA, 327 nt
Organism: Lathyrus sativus (Indian pea)
Lineage: Eukaryota; Viridiplantae; Streptophyta; Magnoliopsida; Fabales; Fabaceae
Source: the annotation of a GenBank genome assembly
AUGGAGGUCCAAAAGUAUGCAUACUCAAAGCAAAUGCUAGAAUUACUACUGUCUAAAGCACCUUCAAACAAGCAUGAAGAAUUUAGGAGCCUGGUUGAUCUGUGUGUUCAGAGGGGCUUGACUAACAAGUCCAUUGAUCCCUUAGAAGAUCCCUCACAUUUCUGUGCUGCCACUUUAAGCAGGCUGUCUACCAUUGGAUAUGAUGUGUGUGAUCUCUGUGGGGCCAAAUUUUCGGCUGUGACUGCACCUGGAUGCAUCGUGUGUGGAAUGGGAAGCAUCAAAAGGUCUGAUGCUAUUGCAGGACCUGUAUCUUCACCAUUUGGCUGA